Messenger RNA from Drosophila melanogaster (fruit fly), 786 nucleotides. It is a transcript of the gene amos, whose product is annotated as absent MD neurons and olfactory sensilla. The record is from RefSeq and is marked reviewed. NCBI's taxonomy places the organism in Eukaryota, Metazoa, Arthropoda, Insecta, Diptera, Drosophilidae. The coding region runs from base 16 to 612 and encodes 198 amino acids. Gene Ontology annotation, biological process: sensory organ precursor cell fate determination; neuron development. Gene Ontology annotation, cellular component: nucleus. Gene Ontology annotation, molecular function: protein heterodimerization activity; protein dimerization activity. The transcript has a single exon.
CCUGCAAACGUAAACAUGUUGACCAACAACGAGCUAAUGGAGCAGUUCUACUUCCCCGACGAAGCCCCAGCGAUUCCCGAGUUCCUGAGCAACGACACCUUCCAGCAGUUGGAGCAGCUCAUGUACCAGCAGGAGUUCAGCACCAGCGACAGCCAGUCGGAUGGCGCCAACAGUUGCUCCUUGGAGAUGUAUUACGAUACGCCGUCUGUCCUGGAAUUGGAGCACAUGCUGAAUGCCCAGGAGCAGCAGCAGCACCACCUUCAAGCGAAUCCCUUGGGCAAGAAUCAGGGCAGAAGUCCAAGGUACUGGAACAAGCAGCAGAGGAGCAAGCCAUACGACAAGCUGUCCACUUCCAUGUCAUCAUCUACAUCCUCCGCCUCUUCGAGCAGUUCAUCGUCCGCGGGAUUCGGUGGCGAAGUCCUCAAAAAACGGCGACUGGCCGCCAAUGCUCGGGAACGGAGGCGGAUGAACAGCCUGAACGAUGCCUUCGACAAGUUGAGAGAUGUGGUUCCAUCACUCGGCCACGAUCGGCGACUCUCCAAAUACGAAACUCUGCAAAUGGCGCAAGCAUACAUCGGGGAUCUGGUCACGUUGCUGUCCAGAGACUACUAGCCAGUGUGGGCGAUCCUUUAUCCUUUCUUCCUCAAAUGGAAGUUCCUUUUGCGGGCUGUGUUGCAGCAACACCUUCAUAUCCUAGUGGAAAUCUUAUAAAGGCUGUUAGUUUUACGUUUAUUAUCAUAGUUGUACACAAUUCAAGCAAUAGUUUUAUAAUAAAAAUGAAAAUAC